AUGACUAUUCAAUCUCUACUUCAUGCGUUGGGACCUGAGAUUGAAGAUCCAGAAGAAGAAGCGUUCCUGCUUUUCUCGCAGUCAAUUCCCUCCCAAAAUCUUGGUUUCGUUGAUUCAAAAGCCUCAAUUCUGGAACUUACAAUAGGGGAUCGGGACCUGACCAUUCACCAAUCACCAACGAUUUUAUCCUCUAAUCGAGGAGGUGGCACAACUGGCGCAGUUGUUUGGAAGAUCACGCCCUUAUUUGCAUCAUGGAUCACUACUUCCGCAAAUCCAUUUCUCAAACACGAUAUUCUUGACAGCAGCUCUGCUGUUCUUGAGUUGGGUUGCGGAAUAUCUGGGAUUAUUGGUUUAACGCUUGGCCCAUACGUGGUAUCUUAUGUCUUGACGGAUCAAGACUAUGUGUUGAAGCUUUUGAACCAGAACCUGGCUGAGAACUGUCGAGAUACGUCAACUUCAGCAAGCAAAGGCCGGAAAAGCAAUGCCAAGCCGAAGAGAGGCUCUACAUCGGUCAAUAUUGCCCAGAACGCGAGCAAUAUCACUGCUAAGCCUCUAGACUGGGAGACCGAUGAAGUGACAGCGUCUCUGUUGGGCGCAGGCAGUUUUGAUAUUGUUAUAGCUUGUGAUUGUAUUUACAACGACGCUCUUAUUCAGCCAUUAGUGCAGACUUGCAUUGAUGCUUGUCAAUUAAAACUCCCAGACACAGCCAAGGAGAAAGAGUGCCCGACGGUCUGCAUUGUAGCUCAACAACUUCGCUCAGCAGAGGUGUUUGAGGCUUGGCUCAAGGCAUUCUACAAGGCGUUCAGAGUAUGGAGGCUGCCUGAUGAGGAAUUGAUUGAUGGGCUGAAAGCAGACUCAGGCUUUGUAGUUCAUAUGGGUAUUUUACGGUAA
Molecule: messenger RNA, 891 nt
Organism: Lachnellula hyalina
Lineage: Eukaryota; Fungi; Ascomycota; Leotiomycetes; Helotiales; Lachnaceae
Gene: rib2
Product: Diaminohydroxyphosphoribosylamino-pyrimidine deaminase
Exons: 3
Coding region: 1-891 (296 amino acids)
Source: RefSeq, a predicted model, not a curated record